Molecule: messenger RNA, 795 nt
Organism: Dinoponera quadriceps
Lineage: Eukaryota; Metazoa; Arthropoda; Insecta; Hymenoptera; Formicidae
Exons: 6
Coding region: 1-795 (264 amino acids)
Biological process (GO): sensory perception of smell; detection of chemical stimulus involved in sensory perception of smell
Cellular component (GO): plasma membrane
Molecular function (GO): olfactory receptor activity; odorant binding
Source: RefSeq, a predicted model, not a curated record
AUGCGGAUUUUUCAGAUUGUGUCAUUCGGUGGUAACAUAGAAGAACUCCUACUUCACCUCAUUUACAUAUGUGUUAUUUUCUUAUACAUUUUCUUAGCCAGCUAUAUCUCACAAGAGAUCAUGGAUCAUAAUAAGGACGUAUUCGUAACUGCGUACAACAUCCGUUGGUACUUAGCACCUUUACACGUGCAGAGAAUGAUAUUAUUUCUCUUGCAAAGAGGCAGCAAAGCAUUUAAUCUCAACGUCGGUGGAGUAAUGAUAGGAUCUUUCGAAAAUUUCGCUUCGGUGAAACACCUGUUGGAGCAAUUUCAGCAAAUCUGUAAUGAACUAAAAGACGAGAAUGAGAUCGCUAUCAUACAAAAUUAUGGGAUCAAUGCAAAACGUCUUACAACCACACUUACACUACUUAACGCUGUAUUUUUUAUAAUUAUUCAAUCAAUGUGGCUGCGCUUCUUCAAUAUCUUUCCGUUCGAAAACGAGUCUGAAGAACAAAUGCUAUUUAUCAUGACUGAAUACUUCGUGGAUCAGGGAAAGUAUCUUCACUUAAUUCUUUUACACAUGAAUGCAGCGAUAUGUGUAUCGUUACUUGGGAUACUAGCGACCGGAUCGACGUUAUUAACAUGGCUCCAAUACGUCUGUGGAAUGUUUAAAAUUGCCAGUUAUCGUAUUGAACAAACGAUGGAGUUUAACGUACAACAUAAUAUUAAUCUGGAGAAUGUAAUUAUGAUUUAUAAGCACAUUAUUUGUGCCGUCGACAUUCAUCGCAAAGCUAUGAAGUCAGUACUCAUUCCAUAA